UAUGUCAAAUUGCCGAGAUAGAUUUAAUAGUCUUUUUAAAUUUUGUCGCAAAUGUUCAGUAAUUGUUGGUGCCGAUAUUAUCGAUCCAAAUUUUCGUUACAACGCCGUAACUUGGUUUGUCAUAAUGGCUACAAAUACAUUUUUUGUUUUGACAGCUUACACUAUUUAUAUUGGACUUUACAUUGAUAAAGAUUGGGUUAUCUUACUUCAAGCUUUGUGUAUGGCAGGAAGUGCAGUACAGGGUUUUACUAAGUUAUACACUGUCACUACAUAUAAAUUAAUUUAUCGUGAAAUAUACAAAGAAAUUGAUGAAGUCUACAAAAUCUACGAACAAAAACAUAUUCAAUACAAAAAUGCUCUUAAUAACAGUACGAGUAUGAAUAUAAAAUUUGUCAAAUUCAUUGCAGCUCUUUACCUUUGCGCCACUAUUGCAUUGCUAUCAGUUCCACAUAUUUAUUUGAUAAUGUAUGGAAAAAAGAUUUUCGUUAUGCAAUUUUUGAUUCCUGGAAUUGACUCAAAAACUAAUGUUGGCCAUGUUCUAAUGACUAUAGCCCAUUCAAUUUGUAUCCUGAUGGGAGCCUUUGGUAAUUUUGCUGGUGAUGUGUUUUUCUUCUUGUUUGUGCUGCAGGUUCCAUUGUACAAGAAUAUUUUAAGAAUCAAAUUCGAGGACCUCAACGAUAUAUCAACUGAUACUGAAGAGGACAAUUCUAUGAAAACACUUCCUUUGCUGAGGGACAUUCUUAAGUGGCAUCAAAAGUACUCAGACUUCACACAAACUUUGAGUGACGUUUUCUUCGCUGUGUUAUUCAUUCAAGUUUUUUCGACAACAUUUAACAUUGGAUUGACAAUUUUUAUAACAUUUAGCGGAGCUUGGCCAGCUGGCUAUGCAUUUCUGAUCUACUCAUUCAUUAUUCUUUAUACUUAUUGUGGACUGGGAACACUGACGGAAUUUGCUAAUGAUGACGUAUGUGAUUAUGUUUACAAUACUUGUCUUUGGUAUAGAUUGUCAGUGUCGGAACGAAAAAUGUUGAUGAUAAUGCUGAUGAAGGCUCAGAAACCAACUUUGAUGACAGUGGGUGAUGUAAUGCCAUUGUCCGUUACUACGGCACUGUCUAUGACGAAGACAGUUUAUAGCUUUUUAAUGAUGUUGUUAAAUUGUUCUAAAGAAUAA
Episyrphus balteatus (marmalade hoverfly) is the source of this 1171-nucleotide messenger RNA. RefSeq names its product odorant receptor 67d-like. The coding region runs from base 2 to 1171 and encodes 389 amino acids. NCBI's taxonomy places the organism in Eukaryota, Metazoa, Arthropoda, Insecta, Diptera, Syrphidae. Gene Ontology annotation, cellular component: plasma membrane. Gene Ontology annotation, biological process: sensory perception of smell; detection of chemical stimulus involved in sensory perception of smell. The transcript is spliced from 3 exons. The record is from RefSeq and is a predicted model, not a curated record. Gene Ontology annotation, molecular function: olfactory receptor activity; odorant binding.